AUGCGGCAGGUUUGCUGCUCAGCGCUGCCGCCGCCGCCACUGGAGAAGGCUCGGUGCAGCAGCUACAGCGACAGCAGCAGCCCCGGCGGCAGCAGCGAGAGGAGCAGCAGCGGCAGCAGCGGCAGCAGCGGCAGCAGGAGCAGCAGCGGCAGCAGCGGCGGCAGCAGCGGCGGCAGCAUCUCCCGUCCCGCUGCGCCCCCAGAGCCGCGGCCGCCGCAACAGCCGCAGCCCCGCAGCCCCGCAGCCCGGAGAGCCGCCGCCCGCUCUCGAGCCGCAGCCGCCGGCGGCAUGAGGCGCGACCCGGCCCCCGGCUUCUCCAUGCUGCUCUUCGGUGUGUCGCUCGCCUGCUACUCGCCUAGCCUCAAGUCGGUGCAGGACCAGGCGUACAAGGCACCGGUGGUGGUGGAGGGCAAGGUACAGGGGCUGGCCCCAGCCGGCGGCUCCAGCUCCAACAGCACCCGCGAGCCGCCCGCCUCGGGUCGGGUGGCGCUGGUGAAGGUGCUGGACAAGUGGCCGCUCCGGAGCGGGGGGCUGCAGCGCGAGCAGGUGAUCAGCGUGGGCUCCUGUGCGCCGCUCGAAAGGAACCAGCGCUACAUCUUUUUCCUGGAGCCCACGGAGCAGCCCUUGGUCUUUAAGACGGCCUUUGCCCCCAUCGACACCAACGGCAAAAACCUCAAGAAAGAGGUGGGCAAGAUCCUGUGCACUGACUGCGCCACCCGGCCCAAGCUGAAGAAGAUGAAGAGCCAGACCGGACAGGUGGGUGAGAAGCAGUCACUGAAGUGCGAGGCAGCGGCGGGCAACCCUCAGCCCUCCUACCGCUGGUUCAAGGACGGCAAGGAGCUCAACCGCAGCCGGGACAUUCGCAUCAAGUACGGCAACGGCAGAAAGAACUCACGACUCCAGUUCAACAAGGUGAAGGUGGAGGAUGCUGGGGAGUAUGUCUGCGAGGCUGAGAACAUCCUGGGGAAGGACACGGUCCGGGGCCGGCUCCACGUCAACAGCGUGAGUACCACUCUGUCAUCCUGGUCGGGGCACGCCCGGAAGUGCAACGAGACGGCCAAGUCCUAUUGUGUCAAUGGAGGGGUCUGCUACUACAUCGAGGGCAUCAACCAGCUCUCCUGCAAAUGUCCAAACGGAUUCUUCGGACAGAGAUGUUUGGAGAAACUGCCUUUGCGAUUGUACAUGCCAGAUCCUAAGCAAAAGCACCUUGGAUUUGAACUAAAGGAAGCCGAGGAGCUGUACCAGAAGAGGGUCCUGACUAUCACCGGCAUCUGCGUGGCUCUGCUCGUGGUGGGCAUCGUCUGCGUGGUCGCCUACUGCAAGACCAAAAAACAGCGGAAGCAGAUGCACAACCACCUCCGGCAGAACAUGUGCCCAGCCCACCAGAACCGGAGCCUGGCCAAUGGGCCCAGCCACCCCCGGCUGGACCCCGAGGAGAUCCAGAUGGCAGAUUACAUCUCCAAGAACGUGCCAGCCACGGACCAUGUCAUCCGGAGGGAAACCGAGACCACCUUCUCUGGGAGCCACUCCUGCUCUCCUUCUCACCACUGCUCCACAGUCACACCCACCUCCAGCCACAGGCAUGAGAGCCACACAUGGAGCAUGGAACGUUCUGAAAGCCUGACCUCCGACUCGCAGUCGGGCAUCAUGCUGUCAUCAGUGGGUACCAGCAAGUGCAAUAGCCCGGCGUGCGUGGAGGCCCGGGCGCGGCGGGCAGCAGCCUACAGCCUGGAGGAGCGGCGCAGGGCUGCCAUGCCAUCUUACCACGACUCCGUAGACUCCCUGCGUGACUCCCCACACAGCGAGAGGUACGUGUCGGCACUGACCACGCCCGCGCGCCUCUCUCCCGUGGACUUCCACUACUCGCUGGCCACGCAGGUGCCGACUUUUGAGAUCACGUCCCCCAACUCGGCUCACGCAGUGUCGCUGCCGCCGGCCGCGCCCAUCAACUACCGCCUGGCGGAGCAGCAGCCACUACUGCGGCAGCCUGCGCCCCCCGGCCCGGGGCCCGGGCCCGGCGCGGACAUGCAGCGCAGCUACGACAGCUACUACUACCCCGCGGCGGGCCCGGGGCCGCGGCGCGGGGCCUGCGCGCUGGGCGGCAGCCUGGGCAGUCUGCCCGCCAGCCCCUUCCGCAUCCCGGAGGACGACGAGUACGAGACCACGCAGGAGUGCGCGCCCCCGCCCCCGCCGCGGCCGCGCGCCCGCGGCGCGUCCCGCAGGACGUCGGCGGGGCCCCGGCGCUGGCGCCGCUCGCGCCUCAACGGGCUGGCGGCGCAGCGCGCACGCGCGGCGCGGGACUCGCUGUCGCUGAGCAGCGGCUCGGGUGGCGGCUCGGCCUCUGCCUCGGACGACGACGCGGACGGGGCGCUGGCGGCCGAGAGCACGCCUUUCCUCGGCCUGCGCGCCGCGCACGAUGCGCUGCGCUCGGACUCGCCGCCGCUGUGCCCGGCGGCCGACAGCAGGACUUACUACUCCCUGGACAGCCACAGCACGCGGGCCAGCAGCAGACACAGCCGCGGGCCGCCCCCGCGGGGCAAGCAGGACUCGGCGCCCCUCUAGGGGCCCCCGCCGCCCGCC
Messenger RNA from Neomonachus schauinslandi (Hawaiian monk seal), 2580 nucleotides. RefSeq names its product neuregulin 2 (gene NRG2). The transcript is spliced from 11 exons. Gene Ontology annotation, molecular function: signaling receptor binding. Gene Ontology annotation, biological process: intracellular signal transduction; animal organ development; nervous system development. Lineage: Eukaryota; Metazoa; Chordata; Mammalia; Carnivora; Phocidae. The coding region runs from base 1 to 2562 and encodes 853 amino acids. The record is from RefSeq and is a predicted model, not a curated record.